AUGCAGAGCGGCUACAUAGGAGGAGAUGUCUUAUACGAGCUUCUGAGCGUACAUCCGGACUGGGAGCAAAGCAUCACUUGUCUCGUGCGCAACCCAGCUCAUGAAGCACAAUUCAGAGCAAGAUAUCCAAGACUGAGGCUAUUAUUUGCUACAUUUGACCAAACGGCUCUUAUUGAGGAGGAAAUAGCAAAAAAUGAGCUGGUCGUUCAUUUUGCGAUAAGUGCUGACAAUGUUCCAUCCGCCACAGCUAUUGUGAACGGACUGCGGAAGAGGGGCGGAGGAGUGUACAUUCAUACAAGCGGCACUGAUAUCCUGCUGGAUCCGGGACAUGAAAUCCAGAGUACUCCAGAUCGAAUACAUAUUUUCGAUGAUUGGGAGGGGAUCUCUGAGCUUACUUCCCUACCAGAUGAGGCCAUACAUCGCAAUAUCGACAAGAUUGUCUUGGCAGCCGGCUCUCAGACACUGAAGACUGCGAUUGUUUGUCCUUCAACUGUGUUCGGAGCCGGAAGGGGCCCUGUCUUGCGGAAGACCGAACAGAUGUAUAACCUUACCCGGCUUAUCCUCGCAAGGGGAAAGGGACUCCAGUUAAGUGACGGGAAAUCUUUCUGGAACUGUGUUCACGUCCACGACCUGUCUCGUCUAUAUGUUCGCCUGAUUGAUGAAGCCGUAUUCGGAGGGGCCAAAGCUUCAUGGAACUCCGAGGGCUAUUAUCUUGUGGAAAGCGGUGAAUACUUCUGGGGGGAUAUCUGUCGCAGAAUUACGAAAGAGGCAUAUAAGCUAGGACUCCUAGCAUCGGAAGAGAUGAUGGUGGUUGAUAUGAAGGAUAGGGAGGUCAUGGCACCUGCUGGCCGUGCUGUAGCGAACUACAGGGUCAAAGCCAGAGCGGUGCGGGCUAGAAAGCUUCUCCACUGGACACCCACGCAAUCAAAACUCCUGGAUGAGAUCCCAGAAAUUGUGAAAGAAGAGGCGCGUGCGCACGGUCUGUCUUGA
Aspergillus terreus NIH2624 is the source of this 990-nucleotide messenger RNA. RefSeq lists its product as uncharacterized. The transcript has 2 exons. The coding region runs from base 1 to 990 and encodes 329 amino acids. NCBI's taxonomy places the organism in Eukaryota, Fungi, Ascomycota, Eurotiomycetes, Eurotiales, Aspergillaceae. The record is from RefSeq and is a predicted model, not a curated record.